Messenger RNA from Aspergillus puulaauensis, 351 nucleotides. It is a transcript of the gene MZM1, whose product is annotated as LYR motif-containing protein. The record is from RefSeq and is a predicted model, not a curated record. Bases 1 to 351 code for a protein of 116 amino acids. NCBI's taxonomy places the organism in Eukaryota, Fungi, Ascomycota, Eurotiomycetes, Eurotiales, Aspergillaceae. The transcript has 3 exons. Gene Ontology annotation, biological process: mitochondrial respiratory chain complex III assembly.
AUGGCCUCACAAUCCGCCGUCUCCGCGCUAAGCGCCUACCGACAAGUCCUCCGCGCCACCCGGAUCGCAUUCCAUAAUGACAGCCGGGUCCUCCUCGCCGCACGCCAAGAAGCGCGCCAGAACUUCGAAAAGCACCGCCGGUUCGGCAUAGACACGCCCAUGCAGAUCAACCACGCCGUCGAGGUUGCGAAUAUUCUGCGCCACAAUAUCGUGCAGGGUGCACGGGAUGCGGAGGCAGAUGAGAGUGCGAAGUGGGAACUCCGCAUACACGAAGACAUUGAGCGUGGCGAUAACGAUUCGAUUAAGGUUGGAGGGCAGAGCGUCAAGGUCGAUAAGCCUUGCUCGUCAUAG